Messenger RNA from Symbiodinium necroappetens, 2539 nucleotides. The record is from the annotation of a GenBank genome assembly. NCBI's taxonomy places the organism in Eukaryota, Dinophyceae, Suessiales, Symbiodiniaceae.
AUGUUUCCGGCGUUCUGCCUGGAAGUCUCGGAGAAGCGCUGGAAGCGACAAGGCGUGGAUGGAGUGAUUGAGGUUCAGGUCUCUAACUUUGAGUGGUGUCGUCGCAGAGCUGCCGCCCUUAAACCGUUUGAUGCGGAGCCCCAAGCCCUGACACUUGAAGCGACACAGACCAAUGACUGCAACACGGUGACCUCGAGCAUGAAGCCGCGACCCGCGGGAAAGACUAGAGUCAUAAAGCCCGUUGUUGCCGAUGCCCCUCGAUCUUCACCGUACCGGGCGGGUGGCCGAUCGUUACCGACGCCUAUGCCUACGACUUCUCGGAAGCACUUCGGUGGGCUUCUGCUUUGGUUGCUGCAGCGGCCCUCUCUUCGUUAUGUCCCGCUACCCUACGGCAGCGUGCGGUCCCCUGCGCAGUGGAAGGAGCAGGCCGAAAGCAUGGUGAAGAACGGUGCCUUACCCAGGCGGCACUACAGGCGGGCGCUCCUGGACAACCUUUUCGACAACCUGGAGCUGCUGAAGGAUGGAGCUUAUCUACGCGACCGCUUGGGACUUCGCUUAGCUUUCUUGGAGGACCCCAUGCUGGACGGGAUGAUGGCGGCAAAGGCGACCCGUGGCACAAGGGCCGCCAUACAAAACCAGCUGGUGGACAAGCUGAAGCGCGAGGCAGCCGAGAAGCACGAAAAGGGAGAAGCCUUGAAGGCAGCCAGACGGCUGUUGGGACCUCGUGGCGGGCUUCCUACCCUCAAGGGCGACCUCCUUCGGUUGGCUGUGCUCUUAAAUGUGGAGGUCGGCUCGACCGAGACCGUCGACAAGAUCAAGCAGCGACUGCGGCCCAUGGUAAACGCACUCCGGGGGACACCGGCGGAGGAAACCACGACCUCGGCGACAGCCUCCUCGUCGGCCCCCGCGGCAAGGACCGACCCUCUACCUGCACCACCGGGAGACCGACGACAGGACGAUCAAGGACAACCUCCACUACUAACGGCCGGGCCGAUGCCGGCUGCCGACCUCGACCGCAACACGGUGCUUCGCGAGGUGGAGGCGAUGAUGGAGCAGCGGGACAACCGGAUGCAGGCCAUGCUGGCUCAAACGAUGCAGCAUAUGAUGGCACUGGCCAACCAAGGGGUGCACCGCCAUGGGGACGAAGCCCUGUCGCCGGACAGCAACAUGGGCUUCACGGCGGUCGACCUAGAGACAGCCUGGGGCAAGUACAGCCGCGACCGUAAGCUGCUGAACGCCACGGCCCAGGACGUUUGCGAAGCCUUUGAGACCGUGGCUGCCCAGGACUACGACGCUGCCCUGACCGAGCCGUUCAUUGGUUUGGGUGGCAAUUGGCCCUACCCUUCGCGACCGUCGCUUGGGCACACUCUGGUGGCAGCUGCUCGCCAUCGCGGGCAUCAGGUGACAACGGCCUCGCUGGACAGCCCCGCCAGGCGACCUUUCUUCAUGUGUUUUCGUUUGGCUGGGCCCUCGCCGCUUCUGAACUUCUCCGGCAAGCAGGCCAGACUCGACGCUGAAAAGAAAAAUUUAGAGUCCGAGGCGGCAGUGCUACAAGCGGCCAUGGCACAGCGGCGGUCUGGCCGGCAUUUUUUGAUCGAGUUCGGCCGUGGCGCUCGCCCCGACCGGACCCCUGAGGGCAAGGAGCUCCUUGAGGAGCUUGGCGAGGCCGACUUCGUGAUGAACGGCCGGCGCUAUGUGACUUCUAGCCCCUCCUUUGUGACGGCGCUUCGUGCAGGCAAGGAUGCAGCUCUUGAGGACCUGGCGGCCUUGACCUUGCAGGGCAUAGAGAAACAAUUCGAUGAGGACCACCAGGCCGGGAAUGUGCAUGAGGGCUUGGCGGCAGAGACGUUUGAUGGUGACGGCUCCCUCCUUGACUUUGAGGAGGACGAGUCGGAUGUGGAUGAGCCGGGCCUGGCCACGGAGGAGGAACGGACCGUGAAGGCAAUUCCGGUGGCGGUGCGCCAAGCCGUUCGAAGGCUACAUGAGAACACGGGCCACCGAAGCCCAUUGAGGUUGGCCCGGGCUCUGGUGAUUGCAGGUGCCCCUCCGGAAGCGAUUCUCGCAGCCAAGCAGCUGAAAUGCUCACUAUGUGACGAGCGCCGCCCUCCUAAGGUGCAGCGGCCAGCUUCGCUUCCGGGACCCCGAGAAAUUGGCGACCAAGUUGGCAUUGACAUUUUCGAUGUGUUCGAUGGUGUUGGGACCAGGUUCUCUGUUUUGCAUGCAGUGGACGCGGCCACGAGAUUUCAGAUGGCAGUUCUCGUGGAGCGGAAGGCCAGCGAAGAGGUUGUGAACUUCAUUCGUGAGCGCUGGGCUCCUGUUUUCGGAGUGCCUCGUACCUUGGUAUGCGACCAAGGAAGGGAGUUCAUUAGCCACGAGCUGGAGGACUUCGCCAGCGGGGUGAACAUGCACUUGUACCACAUUGCCGUCGGCGCCCCCUGGCAGAACGGCCUUUGCGAGCGCACGGGCGGGAUACUGAAGACUUUGGUGAGUGCCUGUGUGGCGGCUCGCUCUCUGAUGGGCACCGAGGAGAUGAAAAUAG